Messenger RNA from Mucor mucedo, 1633 nucleotides. RefSeq names its product P-loop containing nucleoside triphosphate hydrolase protein. Bases 50 to 1342 code for a protein of 430 amino acids. Gene Ontology annotation, biological process: proteasome-mediated ubiquitin-dependent protein catabolic process. The record is from RefSeq and is a predicted model, not a curated record. The transcript is spliced from 5 exons. Lineage: Eukaryota; Fungi; Mucoromycota; Mucoromycetes; Mucorales; Mucoraceae. Gene Ontology annotation, molecular function: ATP hydrolysis activity; ATP binding; proteasome-activating activity. Gene Ontology annotation, cellular component: proteasome regulatory particle, base subcomplex.
AUUUGUCACUUCUUAAUCUUUCUUCUUUUCUAUAAAUUUAAAAACUAUAAUGGCCACCUUAGAAGAUAAGUCACUUUGGGACAACCAACCAGAAGAAGAGGAUGAUGUAGGACAAGACAUUCUUCGUUUAGCUCCUGAAGAAGUAAAUAACAGAACCAGAUUAUUAGAAAACGACAUCAAGGUAAUGAAAUCCGAAAUCGUUCGAAUUCAACACGAGCAAAAUGCCAUGAAAGAAAGAAUUAAGGACAACAAAGAAAAGAUUAAAAUGAAUAAACAAUUACCUUAUCUUGUUGGUAACGUCGUGGAGUUACUUGAUGUUGAUCCAGAGGAGGAUGAAGAGGAUGGUGCCAAUGUUGAUUUAAAUUCCCAAAGAAAGGGAAAGUGUGCAGUCAUCAAAACCUCUACGCGUCAGACAAUCUUCUUACCCCUGAUCGGUUUAGUUGAUGCUGAUGCUUUAAAACCUGGAGAUCUAAUUGGUGUCAACAAGGAUAGUUUCUUAAUUCUCGAUACCUUACCUGCAGAAUACGAUUCUCGAGUAAAGGCUAUGGAAGUCGACGAGAAACCCACAGAAGAUUAUAACGAUAUUGGUGGUUUGGAUAAGCAAAUUGAAGAAUUAGUUGAAGCUGUAGUUUUACCAAUGACACAUGCGGAUAGAUUCAAGAAUCUUGGUAUUAAACCUCCUAAGGGUGUCUUGAUGUACGGGCCUCCUGGUACCGGUAAGACAUUAUUAGCAAGAGCCUGUGCCGCACAAACCAAUUCUACAUACUUGAAAUUGGCUGGUCCUCAAUUAGUGCAAAUGUUUAUUGGUGAUGGUGCUAAAUUGGUUCGUGAUGCUUUUGAAUUGGCUAAAGAGAAAUCACCCACAAUUAUUUUUAUUGAUGAGUUGGAUGCCAUUGGUACUAAGCGUUUUGAUUCUGAGAAAUCUGGUGAUCGUGAAGUUCAACGUACCAUGUUGGAAUUAUUAAAUCAAUUGGAUGGUUUCUCUUCAGAUGACCGUAUUAAAGUUAUUGCCGCUACAAAUCGUAUUGAUAUUUUGGAUCCUGCAUUGUUGCGUUCGGGUCGUUUGGAUCGUAAAAUCGAAUUCCCAUUACCCAAUGAAGAAGCAAGAGCUCGUAUUAUCCAAAUUCAUUCCAGAAAAAUGAAUGUCAGCAAAGAUGUCAAUUUUGAAGAAUUAUCCAGAUGUUGUGAUGAAUUUAACGGUGCUCAGUGUAAGGCUAUUUGUGUAGAAAGUGGUAUGCUUGCUUUACGUCGUGGGGCCUUAGAGAUCCUUCAUGAAGAUUUCAUGGAGGCUAUCCAAGAGGUUCAGGCCAAGAAGAAGAUGACAUUACAAUACUACGCUUAAAUAAAUCUCGGUACAUAUACAUAUAUAAAAAAAAAAAUCGACACCGUACGUCUACUCUCAAAUGGAAUAAUUUUCAAAAUUAAUUUUGAACACACUGUGAAGUUAAUGGACAAAUAGGGACUUUGUUUAAGUAGUUUUUGCAAUGGUGAGAUUGGGGGACAUUAUAACAGGUUUUCGUUACCCUUUGAGGGACUGUUUUAAACUCCAUAAGCUGACUACGCUUUACUUUAUGCUUAACUGUAGCACAGAUCUGCUUAAUGCAACCCGAUUCUACAGAGGAAGAUAUGCGCG